This is a messenger RNA of Triticum turgidum subsp. durum (durum wheat), 336 nucleotides long. NCBI's taxonomy places the organism in Eukaryota, Viridiplantae, Streptophyta, Magnoliopsida, Poales, Poaceae. The record is from the annotation of a GenBank genome assembly.
AUGCGGGCAGAGGCCGGUGGGCUGGGUUUCCUCUUAAUUUCCGACUCUGACCGCUGCACCUCCCAAUUAUGGAAGAGGUUGACUGACUGUGAUGGUAUUGCUUCAUGGGCGCUUGCAAGAACUAUUCAACUUAACAAGCUACUUUCCCUGAAUCCAGAGGAGGAAGAGCGCAUAGUGAUGCUAGGGUUUGCUGAAAACAACAAUGUGUUGUUGCUGUGGACGGUUGUUGGCCUCUUCACAAUCCAUCUCGAGUCAUUAAAGUUCAAGAAGCUUUUCAAAACUAUGCAAAUUUCUCACUAUCAUCCAUUCGAAAGUGUCUACACUGAAGGUAUAUAA